UUGCUCUUGGUUGAGAUUUUUUGUUUGCAAUUCAUCAAGUCUAACGGUACCGGGACGCUCGUAGGCUUUUAGGAAAGCUACGUACGACACUCAAGCAGGAAUUAGGAAAGUACGAAUAUGGAAAGUUAGCCAGAAAUAGCAUAUCUGUAUUUGAAAUUCAAAUUGCCUUUUAUAGGCGAUUACAAAUGGUCAGCCUGGCUGGCAGGCUGGACGCUUGAGCUCCCUCCUGCUGGACUGGAUGGUGGGCUUCCCGCUAGGCUGGAGGAAGGCUUCUGACCGGGCUGGAGGCAGGCUCCCGGGUAGGCUAGAAGGUAGGCUCCCGGUUAGGCUGGACCGCAGGCUUCCAGUUGGGCUGGACCGCAGGCUCCCAGCUGGGCUAGUGGUCGGCAGGCUCCUGGCUAGGCUGGAAGGUAGGCUCCCCACUGGGCUGGAAGGCAGGCUCCCAGGUAGGCUGGACCGCAGGCUCCCAGUUGGGCUGGACCGCAGGCUCCCAGCUGGGCUGGUGGUCGGCAGGCUCCUGGCUAGGCUGGAAGGCGGGCUCCCCACUGGGCUGGAAGGCAGGCUCCCCACUGGGCUGGUCGACAGGCUCUCUUGGGCUUCCGCUCCUUGAUUGCCCUGGUUGGUUGGGCUGACUCGAGCUCUGGGUUGCUGGGCUUGGGCCCGCUGGUCCAAGUUCGGGGCCUGGGCCGAUUAGGCUCUGGGCCUAGUCCCAUAACCCCAUCACGAGUCCCCCACUCCCUUAGUCGAGUAGUAGACUCGGCUAAGAGGGAGUAGUUUAAGUCAGCUGCCGAUUUAAAAAUAUUCACAUAUCAGGGAGCCAUAAUUGUGGAUUAUGGGAAUCCCAGAAUUUAUGGAAAUUCCCAAAUUAAAUCAGGCUCCCAAAAAAGGUUCCAAAUAAAUUCCUUCCUUUUCUUUUCUUUCCUUUUCUUUUCUUUCCUUUUUUUUCUUUUCCUUUCUUUUCUUUUCUUCCUUUCUUUUCUUUUCUUUCCUUUUCUUUUUCUUUCCUUUCUUUUCUUUUUCCUCUCUCUCCUGGAACCGCGUGCGUG
This is a messenger RNA of Cuscuta europaea, 1046 nucleotides long. Lineage: Eukaryota; Viridiplantae; Streptophyta; Magnoliopsida; Solanales; Convolvulaceae. The record is from the annotation of a GenBank genome assembly.